AACUACUUGAUAAAAAAAAUAAAAAAACUAAUCAAAAAACGAGAGAUUGAAAAUGAGCAGUGGAGCCGGAAAGAUCGUGUGCGUGACCGGAGCCUCGGGUUACAUAGCAUCAUGGCUUGUGAAGCUCCUCCUCUCGCGCGGUUACACUGUCAAGGCCUCUGUUCGUGACCCAAAUGAUCCCAAAAAGACAGAACACUUACGUGCACUUAAUGGAGCUCAGGAGAGACUUCAGCUGUUCAAAGCAAAUUUACUGGAAGAAGGUUCCUUUGAUUCUAUUGUAGAAGGGUGUGAAGGUGUUUUCCACACUGCAUCUCCGUUUUAUCAUGAUGUGAAGGACCCACAGGUAGAAUUGCUGGAUCCUGCAGUGAAAGGAACACUCAAUGUUCUUGGCUCAUGUGCAAAACACCCGUCAAUCAGACGAGUGGUUUUGACAUCUUCUGUUGCUGCAGUUGCUUACAAUGGGAAACCUCGAACCCCAGAUGUAGUAGUGGAUGAAACUUGGUUUUCUGAUCCAAACUUGUGCAGAGAAUCUAAGGUUUGGUAUGUGCUCUCAAAGACUUUGGCCGAGGAUGCUGCAUGGAAAUUUGCAAAAGAAAAGGAUAUGGACAUGGUUGCAAUAAAUCCAGCAAUGGUAAUUGGUCCUCUCUUGCAGCCAACACUAAAUACAAGCGCUGCGGCAAUUUUAAGCCUAAUUAAAGGAGCACAAACUUUCCCCAAUGCAUCUUUUGGAUGGAUAAAUGUUAAAGAUGUUGCCAAUGCACACAUUCAAGCAUUUGAGCUGUCAUCAGCUAGUGGGAGAUAUUGUUUGGUUGAGAGAGUGGCACACUACUCAGAAAUAGUGAAGAUUCUGCACGAGCUUUACCCCGAUCUCCAACUCCCAGAAAAGUGUGCCGAUGAUAAGCCAUAUGUACCAAUCUAUCAAGUUUCCAAGGAAAAAGCAAAAAGCUUGGGUGUUGAAUUCAUUCCUUUGGAAGCAAGCGUUAAGGAAACAGUUGAAAGCUUGAAGGAGAAAGGAUUUGUCAGUUUUUAAGUGUCUUUUGCAUGCAAGAAUUUUCUUAUAUGAAUUAAAUAAAUAACUGGUGGAGGAUAUAGUAUCCCCCCUCUCAAGAAUUUAGAGCUUGAUGAUGAUUUCUUGCUUAUCAUAUGAACUAAAUAUAAAAAGAGAAGUGGUGACCCUACCUCUUUCGGUUCAGCUUAA
Populus nigra (black poplar) is the source of this 1198-nucleotide messenger RNA. RefSeq names its product phenylacetaldehyde reductase. Gene Ontology annotation, molecular function: oxidoreductase activity, acting on the CH-OH group of donors, NAD or NADP as acceptor. Bases 53 to 1030 code for a protein of 325 amino acids. The transcript has 6 exons. The record is from RefSeq and is a predicted model, not a curated record. NCBI's taxonomy places the organism in Eukaryota, Viridiplantae, Streptophyta, Magnoliopsida, Malpighiales, Salicaceae.